GUAAAUAUCACGUGAACCCACGAAUCAGCUGACCUCCCCUGUAAACGUCUGCACUCGUCACGACUGCGGGGAUUAACUCAUUCAUUAUUCUCUGCGCGUUUUAGGGCCCCAGCUAGCAAGCAGCAGCGACCAUGGCGCUCAGUGAUGCCGACGUUCAGAAGCAGAUCAAGCACAUGAUGGCCUUCAUUGAGCAGGAAGCCAACGAGAAGGCAGAGGAGAUUGACGCCAAGGCAGAGGAGGAGUUCAACAUCGAGAAGGGCCGCCUGGUGCAAACGCAGCGUCUGAAGAUAAUGGAGUACUACGAGAAGAAAGAGAAGCAGAUCGAGCAGCAGAAGAAAAUCCAAAUGUCCAACCUGAUGAACCAGGCGCGUCUGAAGGUUCUGAAGGCCCGUGACGAUAUGAUCUCGGACAUGCUGAACGAGGCUCGCCAGCGGCUCGCUAACGUGGCACGAGACCCUUCCAAGUAUUCCACUCUCAUCGAUGGCUUGAUUCUGCAGGGUUUGUAUCAGCUGCUGGAGACCAAAGUGAGCAUUCGAUGUCGCAAACAAGACGUGCAGCUGGUGCAGGCAUCCAUCCAGAGGAAUAUUCCCAUCUACAAAGCGGCGGUAAAGAACACCCUGGAGGUCCGCAUCGACCAGGACAACUUCCUGCCUCCCGACAUCUCCGGAGGUAUCGAGCUGUACAACGGAGACGGCAAGAUCAAAGUGUCCAACACCUUGGAGAGCAGACUGGACCUCAUGGCUCAGCAGAUGAUGCCUGACAUCCGAGUGGCUCUUUUCGGCGCCAACCCAAACCGCAAGUUCAUGGACUGAGAAACUCCUCUCCCCCGCCCUUUCGUGAAAGGCAAAAAAAAAAAAUGGGGCGUUGUCGUGGUUAUUAUUGUGUGACGUGCUGCUGUAUUUUUUUUGUGCAUGAAGGGACGGACGCUAGCGCCGCCACCGCCGCCACUCAUCAAUAGUCAUAAUCAUCCCUGCUAACGGAACACAGCGAUGAUUCUUGUUUAGUUUACAGUGAUCGGUCCGUGCCGUGGGAUGGGGGGUACCUGCUGGAUUUUUGCUAAGAGGGCAGGGCUUCAGUACGUAUCCUCAAAACAAACAGUUAAUUUAUUAGAGAGUGGCAGAUAUCAUUCGUAUGUACUGUAUAUGAGCUUUCCUGACUAAAUUAUGUACUGUAUGUGUUUGGUUUUUGUCCAUUUCUAUUGUUGUCUCAAACAUGGUGUAAAUGUACAACAU
Molecule: messenger RNA, 1232 nt
Organism: Dunckerocampus dactyliophorus (ringed pipefish)
Lineage: Eukaryota; Metazoa; Chordata; Actinopteri; Syngnathiformes; Syngnathidae
Gene: atp6v1e1b
Product: ATPase H+ transporting V1 subunit E1b
Exons: 10
Coding region: 132-812 (226 amino acids)
Biological process (GO): proton transmembrane transport
Cellular component (GO): proton-transporting two-sector ATPase complex, catalytic domain
Molecular function (GO): proton-transporting ATPase activity, rotational mechanism
Source: RefSeq, a predicted model, not a curated record